GCUGUAUUUAACACACCUGAGCAUGAUGUUGGGCAGGAAAAGUGGACUCGUGUGCAAGCCAACAUGGUCCUGAGGCUCCUGUGUGUGUUGUGUUGCAUCGUGCUGCUGCCACGAUGGUCAGAGGCAAAGUCGCUGCUCAAUGCCAUCAAACCGGAAGAAUUGGUUGCACUGAGUAUAGAUGCGAAUCAGGCUAAUGGUUUUCUUUCACGCUCUCGGCGGAACGUGGACUCGCGCUGGCACCGGCACUAUCCUGACUUCCAGUCCUACUAUCGCUACUACAGCAGCAUCGGCCACACCGAGGGGCUGUAUGAGAUCGACCGGAUCCGAAUGCUGUAUCAGCAGAUGAGACAACUGGAACAGGUGUAUGGUCCUGACGCUGCCAACUUCCAGAACAAGCUCGGUGUUCCGGUGCUGCCCAGAUGUGACCCGUCCAAAGACAAAAACUGCAAACUGCCCCCUCCUCCCGCCUCUGUAAAAGGCCCUGCUCCUCCUCCUGUCCCUAAGCAAACCCCUGCCCCACCCCCUGCUCUUGUAAAAGGCCCCUCCCCCUUGGUUCCCUCCCAGGCUGAUGUUAUUUACCUGUGUAAUGCCAAAGAUCCUCUGUGUAAGCCUCAUAUUGUAUACCUGCCCUCUGGGGCAGUGCCUGUGCUCUGUGACCCCCGAUACCAUCCCAGCUGUAAGCUACAAGGCCCACCUCCUCCUCCACCUGCCUCGGUCAAAGGCCCUGCCCCUGCACCACCUCCCGCACCUGUAGUCCAUAAAGGAAUGGAGUAUGAUUGUGACCCCUACUGGGACCCCGACUGUCUCAUCGACAAACCUCCCCGCCCCAUGAAGGGUAAAGCCCUGCCCCCUGCACCUGAGUCUGAGCUGGAAGAGGAAGAAGAGGAGGAGGAGGAGGCACCAGCGCCACCUGCUCCCAUUGCUAAGAAACCCGUCUACCCAUACUACGCUUCUCCGUAUCCAUAUGACCACCACUCAGAGCUGUACAAUCCCGCUCGCUUUUCUUACCCUCCCUCCAACUCCAAAUAAAUAAACAUGUAAUCAGGAAGUAGUUAUGCCAGGGUUGUACUUGCUUUUAACUAUGUGUACACAAGAAGGAUGCUGCAUGUAUCCCGUGGUCAUUCAGUGCAUCGAUAGUGCACAUCCAAAAAAAAAAAAAAAAAAAAAAAAUCACAUAAACGACAAGGGCAGUAUGUGAAGCAACAUCAUGAACAUUGAGAAAUAUACUCUCCAGUGUCUCGCCAACUUUUAAUAAACUGAUAUUCCGUCUACGCUGGAGACGGUGCCGCUGUUUCAGCCAUUUUCUCAAGAUAGACUUUAAUAGACGGGGUCUCCUCAACUCCUGCCAUCUUCACUGUUUACAUUGUGCAAAAUCUGGUCGAAGAAGGUGUUGGUGUCGUACAUAUGUUUCGGCUUUGACCUGCCCCCUAGUGGACAGACCAUUUAAUCCUCCAGUCUGCGUAGCUGCCACAUAGUCACAUGUCAAGUAUAACCCCGGCCUUCGACCUUCACAAUGCAAACACAGUACUAAGAGCUCCUAAAUCGACACACAUACAUCAUUUGCCAUCAUUUUUCAUUUCCACUAAUUCUGACUCAACAUGUUUGUUUAGUGUGUAUGUCACACAUCCACGUGAAAAUAAACCUAAUUAAAAUACA
Molecule: messenger RNA, 1656 nt
Organism: Pangasianodon hypophthalmus (striped catfish)
Lineage: Eukaryota; Metazoa; Chordata; Actinopteri; Siluriformes; Pangasiidae
Exons: 5
Coding region: 64-1029 (321 amino acids)
Source: RefSeq, a predicted model, not a curated record